AUGUUUCGCUCGCGCUUCCCUAGGAUAGGGCGCUCUGUGCAGAAGAACUUCUUCAGGAGUAUUUCUCAGCAUGUACCGCCAUUGAAACAUGAUUUCACAAAUGGCAUUCCUGAAUUCAUUGGACCUCAAGCUUUCGAGCUGUCAUGGACUUCAUAUCAAAAACUCAUGGUGGACAAAUUGAGUGAUGCUAUAGCUGUCUGCGAGAGAGUUUUGUUAUCUGGAAAUACAAAUUGCGUGGUUCCCUCUCAAACUGCGUAUCCCACGACACAACUUAUAACUGCUGCUACAUUCCUUACAAGACAACCUGUAACUGACAAUUUUAAAGGAGUACCCCAUCUCGAUGGAAGACAACCUAAAGAAAUCGCUCUUAUGUGUGCGCGAGAUCCAGACCAGGCGGCAACUUUCAACUAUGCUUCCAUGGCAUUCAAUAACAACUUCUUUUUCAACUGCCUCCAGCCCAAUCCAGCUAGCGAACCAGUCAUGUCAGAGAAACUCCGAGCCGCCAUCGAGAACUCUUUUUCCUCAGUCGAUGGACUCAAAAGAGAAUUCGUCAUCACAGCUAGUAAAAUGUUUGGACCCGGAUUCGUCUGGUUAAUGAAGGAUAGAUUCGAUCGACUUUCCUUAAUGACUACAUAUUUAGCGGGCUCACCAUUUCCUGGUGCACAUCAUAGAAGACAACCAAAGGAUAUGAAUACCGAAAGUGAAAGUGUGACGGACUUUUACAGACAGAAGUUGGCGGCACCACCUGUAAACACAGUAGGAGCACAUGGACAUUUAAGCAAAGAGAGGAAACCACCGGGAGGAAUUGAAGUCACACCCAUUCUUUGCGUCAAUACAUGGGAACACGUUUGGAUUGCCGAUUAUGGAAUGGGAACUGAUGAUGUAGGAGGAAAGAAGGUUUAUGUUGAAAAUUGGUGGAAUGUCAUUGAUUGGAGUGUUGUGGCGGAUCUUGCAGCUUUAUCUGGUAACUCGGCUUCAAAGCUUGAGAGGAAUUAG
Molecule: messenger RNA, 996 nt
Organism: Botrytis fragariae
Lineage: Eukaryota; Fungi; Ascomycota; Leotiomycetes; Helotiales; Sclerotiniaceae
Product: putative superoxide dismutase protein
Exons: 2
Coding region: 1-996 (331 amino acids)
Biological process (GO): superoxide metabolic process
Molecular function (GO): metal ion binding; superoxide dismutase activity
Source: RefSeq, a predicted model, not a curated record